AUAAAAAUCAAAGUUUUACAAAUGUAAGUAUUUUCUUUCGUUCAAAUAGUUGACAGAUAAGAGAAGACGACUAGAGAAGUGUACGGGGCAUACUGAGAGCUCUGACCUGGUUCAGGUUCUAAACAGAACUUUCUUCACUCUUCACUCAGCUCAAGCUAACUUCUCACCCACUCAACUGUAUAUUGAGAGAGGAUCCCGAAAUACAUUACUAUAAAAAUGUGACCAUGAACUGGAAUUGAAUGUUUUUUAUCAAAUAGAUGAUCGGAGGAGAGGAUGAGUUGUGGUUGUCUCUCCCGGUCUGAAUCUGUCCUUAUAGUUUCUAUAUACGGAGUAUCUGUAUCUGUUGCUCUUCUCUCCGUCCUAGGUUUGCAUGGGCAUGAUUUUGGUCCUGGGUUCUCUCCCUUCAGUACAGAAAUUCUUCAUCAAGUCUGUCUAUCAGUGUAUGGGAUAUGUUUGAUGACGAAUCUCCUUCUCUUCCUAGGAUUAGUUCUCCCCCUCCGACCCCUUCUCAUACCCUGGUUAGCCAGCCAUUCUCUUCUCUCUCUAGCUCUCAGUUCUGCAUCCGUGUACUACCUUGUACUCUAUGUACUCACGGACGAGUGCGGAGAGGAUUGUCCUAUACUGAUAGGGCUAGCAUGUACUCUCAUAUCCGCAGUUAUUGUACUAGCCUACUGUAUAUAUCUAGUACAAGACUAUUUUGAUGUACUAAAGUACGUUAUUAGAGAAAAGAAGGAAAAAUCAAGGAAGGAAGAAAAAGUCUAAUGAAAAAGUGAGUUUAGCUUUAUAAAAUUUCUAAAACGUGACAAAAACGAGAAUGCAGUUCUAUGGAUUAGUUCUAUUUAUAUCAAAAAUAAUAAUAUUAUUAAAAAAAUUUCAAGAUUUUCUGAAGAUAACACGUUCUUCUGCUUUGAUAUUUUUUGCAAAUCCGUUCUCACCUCACUCUUCUCAUUUGUUCUCUACCAUGCUUAUCACAUUUAAACUUUCUGGUUAUCAAUGUAUACAUAGUUAACAUUUAUGAAUCCAUAGUUUACAGUAAUGAAUCCUUAGUCUACAUUAAUGAAUUUAUAGUCAACUAUUGUAAUUCCAUAGUCUACUAUUAUAAAUCCAUAGUCUACAUUAAUAACUCCAUAUUAUACUAUUUUAAAUCCAUAGUCUACAUCAGUGCUUAGAAUCUAUUUAAUUUUGAUGCAGAUCCGGAUCCGAAUCCUAGAUCCGCACUGGAAAAAAUGGAUCCG
Eurytemora carolleeae is the source of this 1235-nucleotide messenger RNA. RefSeq lists its product as uncharacterized. The coding region runs from base 274 to 762 and encodes 162 amino acids. The transcript has 3 exons. Lineage: Eukaryota; Metazoa; Arthropoda; Copepoda; Calanoida; Temoridae. The record is from RefSeq and is a predicted model, not a curated record.